UAAAGCGCCUCUUCGCGUUCAGACUUCUGACAGACGAAGGACCCGUCGCUGUAUUUGUCAACGAUGGCGUCGUUUUGGCGAAUAAUUUCAUUAAUUUUCGCUUCACUUUUUGUUUAUGUUUCGACAGAGACGCGACUGUUUAACACGGAAAAUGUAAUCAACGUGACAGCAGUCAGUGAAAAUGAGGAAUCAGCCUACAAUGUGCAGAUUAGCUUGAAUGUUUCCCUGGUGGACAACAAAACCAUGGUUAAUGGAAUUCCUCUCAAGCCCUCGGAAGUAACCAGGAUGCCGUGUCAGGCUUUGCUCUUGGAUGACAGUAACGCGAGCCUGAGUGACGGAGCCGAUAUGUUCAUCAGCAGCGUGCUGAGACUGAUGCUGGAUCACUCGUAUAUGCAGAACGAUGCAGGAGACGAAGUGCUGCUGCUCACGCUGGGUCAGGAGAUGAUCCAGCUGGGUGAGGAGAAGGUUUGGCAGCCGGAUGUGUGGGAGGUGAAAAUGUUAAUGAAUCAAACCUCUGAGGAGGUAACCCAAGUACACAACAUCUAUCCCGCAAGAUCCAGCAAGAUUGCAGCCAUGCCUCGGGAAAAUGAUGUCAUCAUGUUCGAAGAGUACUUCUUUAAAAAAGACGAUGACCCGGUCCUGCACACCACCAGUCACUACCCACUGCGGCAGGCUGAAACCACACAGGAGGAAAUAGCCGCCCCGGGAAAACUCCCCGAAACGCCACUGCGCAUGGAACCCAACAUGAUGUACGAGUCUGCACCAGAGGAGAAAAUUAAUCCAGAUGAUCUGCUCCCAGAAGUUCCUCUCAGACAGGCACCUUCUUCUUACAACAUGGUGUGUAGGUGGGUGGAAGAGCUCAGGGACAGGCUGAAGCGCUUCUGUUCUGAAUCUCUGCCCCUCUUCUUCCUCAUCAUGUGGGUGGUGGUCGUGGGCGUCGUUGGCUCUGCCGUCAUCAUUAAGAUCCUGGACCUUCUGUUUCCCACUUGCGAACACAAGGGAUUUUUUCACCUGAAUCCAGACACUCUGAUGCCGGACGAAGAGAAGCAGAGCCUGGUGGAGAACAUGGAGCUGGAGGACGAGACGGAGACAGAGAAGAACCCUUUGAGGGAGAACUUGUACUGAAUGUGAUCUUUUUUGUCUUUUCCAUUCGUGGCAUUUCCUUCAGUACGGAUGCCUGUGAGUGUUUUCUUUUCCAAAUGUAGCACUUUAUAAACUCAGAUGAAUUGCUUUGCUCUUCUUUAUUGAAAACAUGGAGUGCUGUCGUUUCACUGAAGCAUUACAUUAGAUUUAAAAUCCUCUCUUCUUCGUUCUGGCCAGCUGCUACAGCGCUGUGCUGAUGGAAAACGAUUCUGUUGUGUGUGAUGAUGUGUUUAUGCACUCACGUCACUCUGUGAUUGAGAUGUCAUCAAAUAGGACACGGUGUAGUAUUGGGACCAUUACAUUUUGUGGAUUGGUAAAUGUAUGUACACCUCCAAGAAAGCCACCAUCCAGACAUUUCUGGUCAUUAUAACAGAAGCAGGAAAUAACAAUGGACGGAUGUUUUAAAGGCUCUUGGGCGCUGACUGUAAGGAUUUUUGCAUGCUCUUUUUAAAUAUCUGCAUGGGGAUUUUUUCUGGGUACUCCAGUUUUCUUCCACCUCCCUAAAACCUGAAGAAGGUGGAUUGGCUGCUCUAAAUUGCCUCCAGAAGUGUGUUAAUGUGUGAAUGGGUAAUCAUAUCCUGACCUGCAAGUGUUUAGGCACAAGACAGGAAUACAUCCUAAACAGUUUACCAGUGUUUCCAGGUGACACUGGACCCACCUUCAUUGUGAUACUUCAAAGUCAUCAGUGAGCUGGGUUUCAUCUCGAGUUGAACAAUGUUUGUUCGGGGGUUUUUUUUUUACUCCAGAUUACCAAAAAUGUAACCAUGUGGUUUUUAUAAUACGUUUACACUGGCAGUGCAGAAACGCACAAAAUGUUCAGCAGUCAGUAUUAUUUAAUAAUGGCUGGCAAGCCACAGCGAUGCUGGUGGGAUGAUGAUUGUUACUGAUGAGGGUGGGCAGAUUUAGUGAAGUAAUAAAGAUUAUAAACUGCCUUUCAGUAAUUUAUUGGGAUUUCUGUGGGUGUACAUAACAUUUUUGUUGGCUGGAUACAAGUCUACUCUAUUGCAGUUCCAAUUAAUUGGUAGUGCAACAGCAGACAUCUGGAAACCCUGAUCAUGAAGUGAAGCAUCCAGUGGUAACCACCUCGCAGCAAACUGCCAGUGUGAACGCAACGUUCGGAUGAUGCCCUAUAUAACAGAAACUCUCAGUCGCUUUUGUUUGAUGGAAACAUUGUAUUUAUGUUGAAUAGCAAUAUAUGGAAUACAGUUCUGCUUCUGAGCUGAUGUUUGUGAUAUUAUAUCAUUAAGAGCAUGUGAACUGAUUCUUGCAAUGCGUGAUGUAAUUAUACAUGUAUUGAAACAAAACCAUUAAACUUUGUCCUCAUUUCUGAUCUGACAAAUCAGUGAAUGGAUUUAA
Trichomycterus rosablanca is the source of this 2499-nucleotide messenger RNA. RefSeq names its product glycoprotein integral membrane 1 (gene ginm1). The coding region runs from base 64 to 1125 and encodes 353 amino acids. The transcript is spliced from 8 exons. The record is from RefSeq and is a predicted model, not a curated record. Lineage: Eukaryota; Metazoa; Chordata; Actinopteri; Siluriformes; Trichomycteridae.